CUCCACCCCCUUUUUUUUCUCUCUCUCUCUCCUUUACAGAGCAACGUUUAGUGGUUCUGGAGACACACACACAUACAUAUGUAUACAGACGCACAGAGAGAGGUUGUUUCCUCCCCACACGCACACUUUUUACCAGGAACGCAGAAGAAAAAGCACAACUGUGUGUGUCUCUGUGUGUGUGUCAUCUUUGGGGGAAAAACUGUUGAACGUCACACGUUUUCUCCCCCAUCUCCAUCCCCCCCCCUUUUUUUUUUCCCCCUCCUUCACAGAGCAACGUUUAGUGGGUCUGGACACACACACACGUACAUAUGUGUGUGUGUCUGUCUGUGUGUGUGGUCCAACCGUUAUCACAGCGAGAGUCAAAGAAUAAGUUUUUAUUCAGGAGAAUGGGAAAACGACCCCCUACAUGAACUGGUGUCCUUGGAUGAAAAUCUCUUGUAAGAUCCUUGAUCACUAAUCCAGGGCUUUGGGGCUAAAGAAGGAUCCAGAGUUGAGUGAGCAGAAAGAAAACUGCGGAUGUGUGUUUGCUAACCAUGAUGUAUUCCUUGCAUAACACCUGCAGACGAACAAUUGGAAAAAUAAAAUCAAGGAUGGGAAACCUGAAGAAACGGCGUUGUAUUAAGCUGCUGCUGCCAGGGUUUCUCCUCACUUCAUUCUGCUUUUACUUAAUGUACUUCAGAACCACCAUUGACCACAGAAGUCCCAAACAUCAAAGCCCAUUCUUGUGCCUUUCUGACAUCAGCCACAGCAAGGUGCCUGUUAAUGAGAAGACAAUAUUAAAAAUUCUGCCAUUCAGCUCAUUGACCGCUGAAAGGUACUUCCGAGCAACACUAAACAAUUUGAAAAGCUGCGAACUGCCAGCUUCAAUCAACAAAGUACCCUGCCUGAAAUGCAUUGUUGUUGGCAACGGAGCAGUCCUCCAAAAUAAGUCGUUAGGGAAACAAAUCGACUCCUAUGAUGUCGUUAUCAGAUUAAAUAGUGGCCCUGUGAUUGGGUACGAAAAUGAUGUUGGUAAUAAGACCACGUUUCGACUGUGUUACCCGGAGUCGAUCAUUUCAGACCCCAGUCAAUAUGACGCCAACACCAUCCUGGUCUUUGUUCCCUUCAAGCCACUGGACUUGCGGUGGUUGGUGGACGUUAUCGUGAAGAAUAAAGUGUCUGAUCGAGGUUUCUGGAAAAAGCCACCUGCAAGUAUAAUUUACAGAAAUAAUCAGAUAAGGAUAUUAAACCCAUCGAUUGUAAAACGAGCGGCUUUUGAUUUACUAAAACUACCCAUGGAUAUCCCCAUUGAAAAGCCACCUCAGUACCCAACAACUGGAAUAAUUGCGAUAUCGAUGGCACUUACCAUGUGCAAUGAAGUUCAUGUAGCAGGCUUCAAAUACGACUUCAUUAACAUGAAUAGCACGUUGCAUUACUACAGCAAUGAUACCAUGUCAAGCAUGGGCAAGAUGCUGUACCACAAUAUUAGUGCUGAACAAAUCCUUUUGAAGCAGUUGAAAUCCUCGAACACUGUGUUUGAUUUAACUGGAAACUUCUGAACCGAGCCUUGCUGUUGGAAUGUUUACGCACCCUGCCUUGUACCAAACCCCUCUGGUACUGUGAACUGCUGGCCACAGUACCCUGUGCUAUCCAGAUACUGCAUUAACGUCAGGGAAACAAACCAUUAGUUGUGCUUAGCACAGGAGACCUCAUAAAUACUUGUGUGAAAUAGCUUAUGCAAGUCUGAGCUACGUCCUAGGAAUGGAAUAUGCUCCAGAUGGUUGGGGGGGUCACUCAAACACUGUCUUAACACUGGUUGAAGAGAUAGCCCUUAUCAUGGAGACUAUUCUAUAAAUUUAUAUAAUAUUUUGUAUAUUAUAUAUUUGAUCGACUUAGAUGUUCCUUUAUUUACUAUUUACUGUCACCAACAAAUGGUUAGUUUGGAUGAGUUCCGAAGUUAUAAAAGAGCAGAGUGAAUGAAUAUAUGGAUAUAUAUAAAUAUUAUAUACACACACACCUACACACACGUAUGCACUUGAAUUCAUAAUGACAGGUAAGCUUCAAAUCUGUAUUUUUCACGUGACAGGAAGCUUGAAUGAACAGGCAAAGGUUAUUGACAGCUAUUGUUUUGAUGUUGACUUUGUUCUUUUGCGCCGGUGAAACCAUGAAUUGUUGAAGCCAGUUCCCCCGAAGGGGUAGCUUCAGCAGACUAAUAAAAGAAGCUACGAUCACACAAAUUGUCAUUUAAGCAAUGAUUUAGUUUCUCCGCUGGUGCUGGCUCCUUUUGCAUGUGCUGAAGUGGCUCUCACUCUGCCGAAACUCUCGCUUUCACGUGGAUGUUCUGCGACAAUCGGAUAAGCUACUUUUCACCACUCCUGGUGGAACAUGUAGAUGACUUAUUUAUCUGAGGUGGGUGAGGCUCAGGGCCUGGCAUGCAGUGGGAUCGGAAAUCCAAGCCGGACAAAUGAGAUUUCCUCCCAGCACCGUGAUGUACACUAACUGCAGUCCAAUGCAAUCUGCAACCGAAAUGGAGUUCCCGAAAUGGUCACCCUAUAGUGAGGAUUUGCCCUUAGCUUUCCUUGUGCUCCUGUCACUUCGGAGGAUGCAGAGAGAGGAACCCUUGUGUUGCCAUUACUGUGGAUUUUGUUGUAAAUCAAUUAUGAACAGCAUGUUUUCCUGCUGAUUUAGAUUGUCGAGGGAUCCUUUUGAUCCAUAAAUGAUUUGGGGGGAAAACAUGUUAUUUUAAAAAAAACAUGAUUAAAAGUUUAUUUACUGAUGGAAAAAA
This is a messenger RNA of Callorhinchus milii (elephant shark), 2764 nucleotides long. RefSeq names its product type 2 lactosamine alpha-2,3-sialyltransferase. The record is from RefSeq and is a predicted model, not a curated record. Lineage: Eukaryota; Metazoa; Chordata; Chondrichthyes; Chimaeriformes; Callorhinchidae. The transcript has 11 exons. Gene Ontology annotation, biological process: glycolipid biosynthetic process. The coding region runs from base 534 to 1538 and encodes 334 amino acids. Gene Ontology annotation, molecular function: beta-galactoside alpha-2,3-sialyltransferase activity.